UUCCCAUUCUGGUAUAGGUGCCAACCAGGGGAAUCUCUGCACCGAUGACGAUGCGAGCAAAAGGUUGGACGAUAUAAGCUUGCAGCCUGCCCAGCUUUGCCCAGUCGCAACCUACAGCUUCUCACGCCUUGGCUGCCUUGAGUAUUGCUUGUUCCGACGAUCCUUGUCGAACUAUCAAUCAUGCAUGUUACCAGGAGCUUGUUGGCGGCGGUCGCCCUGCCCGUCGCCUGGGCCAUAACCCCAGAGGCUAUGCUGUCAGCAAACCGGUAUUCUGAUGCCGUGCCCAAUCCGUCAGGAGAAUUUGCUCUCUUCACAGCCAACAAGUACUCUUUCGAGUCGGGUUCUCGACAGAACUGGUGGAACAUCUUGGACCUCAAGACCGGCGACAUCUCUGUUUGGUUCAACGGAUCCGACAUUUCCGAGGUUGUGUUUGCCGGUCCGACUCCGACCAGCAUCAUCUACCUCAACGGCACCAAUGCUGAAGAGGAUGGAGGUGUCAGCUUGUACGCCGCGGAUCUCCACUCGCCGACAAACGCCACCCUAGUGGCCUCCCUUCCGGCCCCCUACUCCGGACUCAAAGCGGCGCGCACAUCUUCUGGCGACAUCAACUUCCUGCUCACCGCCAAGGCGUACCCUAACGGAACUGUGUACAACGAGCAGCUUGCCACCAAGGCGAGGAGCUCAGCCAACAUUUACACGUCGCUGUAUCCUCGUCACUGGGACUACUGGCUGACCCCCCAGAAAAAUGCCGUUUUCGGAGGUGUCCUCAAGUCUGGUAGCAGCGGCUACUCCCUCUCUGGCAACCUCACCAACUACGUCACUGGAAUAUGCGACGUUAUUUGCGCCGAGAGCCCGUACGACCUCAACGGUGCUAGCGACUACGAGCUUUCCCCCGACGGCAGCAAGGUUGCUUUCAUGACCAAGGAUAUUGGACUUCCCCUCGCCAACACGACGAGCACCCAGAUCUACCUUGUCCCCUUCACCGGUACCGCCAAGGAUGCUGUCCCCAUCAACCCCCGUAGCAGCAGCGCCAAGUACCCCGAGGCCCAGGGCGCUUCGGCGAGCCCCUUUUUCUCUCCCGACAGCAGCAAGAUUGCAUACGUGCAGAUGAAUGGCAUCAACUACGAGUCCGACCGCUCCAUCCUGUACGUCGCCGACGCCAACGGUGACAAGGAGAAGGGCUUCAACAUCACCAGGCUGGCUGGUGACUGGGACCGCGCACCAGGCUCGGCCAAGUGGUCGCACGACGGCGAGACCAUAUAUGCCGACGCCGCGGACCUGGGUCAUUCGAGGGUGUUUGCAGUACCCCUGACAGCUGGCGAUUCGUAUGUGCCCAAGAACAUCACCGACCAGGGUUCCGUUGCUGGAUUCUACCCACUUCCGGAUGGCUCUGUGCUCGUCUCCGACUCCAAGAUAUGGUCGAGCCGGGACAUUCACACAGUGUCGGGCGAGGGCAAGGGGUCUACCAAGGUUUACUUCCAGGCCAACCUCGCCGAUUCGGAGCUUGCUGGCCUCAGCUCGGCCGACGUGUCCGAGUUUUACUACAGCAGCAACACCACCGAGAACAAGCAGCAGGCUUGGGUGAUUCGUCCGGCCGGAUUUGACAGCACAAAGAAGUAUCCCUUGGCUUUCAUCACCCACGGAGGACCGCAAGGAGCGCACAGCAACACGUGGAGCACCCGCUGGAACUUUAAGGUGUGGGCCGACCAGGGCUACGUUGUCGUUGCGCCCAACCCGACCGCAUCGACUGGUUUCGGACAGAACUUGACCGAUGCCGUGUCGGGACGGUGGAGAACUGUGUACUGGGAUAUUGUGCACGCUUGGGAGUAUGUGAGGGAUAACCUUGACUAUGUCGACACCGAGAAUGGAAUCGAGGCCGGAGCGAGCUUUGGUGGUUACAUGACCAACUACAUCCAAGGUCAGCCGUUGGGCCGCGAGUUCAAGGCACUCGUAACCCACGAUGGUGUUACCUCGACUCUCAACCAGUACGCUACAGAUGAGCUUUGGUUCAUGAACCACGACUUCAACGGCCCUUUCAACCAGUCAUCCAACGAACCUGGCUCGCCGUACUACGACUGGAACCCGCUUCGCUACAUUGACAACUGGGCCACGCCGCACUUUGUCAUCCACAACGACCUCGACUACCGUCUUCCCGUGUCCGAGGGCGUCAUGCUGUUCAACCUGCUCCAGGUCAAGGGAGUUCCCAGCAAGUUCCUGAACUUCCCAGACGAGAACCACUGGGUCACCAAGCCUGAGAACAGCCUGGUCUGGCACACGGAGAUCUUUAACUUUAUCAACUACUACAGCGGUGUCGAUAACUCGACUAGUCCGUUUUGAAGCUGAAAACUAGGUUGAGGUUUAGGAAGGAUAUAACGAGAUCCCAGGUCUUGGAUUAAUGUACAUGUGAUAUGACUAGCUACCUGUAAUGCGCCAUACCAGAUAAUAACGACAUAAAUGUCUCGCG
Molecule: messenger RNA, 2464 nt
Organism: Pyricularia oryzae 70-15
Lineage: Eukaryota; Fungi; Ascomycota; Sordariomycetes; Magnaporthales; Pyriculariaceae
Product: dipeptidyl-peptidase V
Exons: 5
Coding region: 181-2337 (718 amino acids)
Biological process (GO): proteolysis
Molecular function (GO): serine-type endopeptidase activity
Source: RefSeq, a predicted model, not a curated record